AUGGCAUCUCAUGCUGCGAUGCUCCUGAAUCCCAAGGGCACCAAAAGACAAGCUCAAAACAAUGGUAAUCCUCCCUUUUCUUCCUCCCCAGCGAGCGAUUUGCCACCCAUGGAUGCUGUCGCUAUGUCCUGCGAGUUUCCUUUGGACAAUUCUGGGCAUAUGUCUUGUUCUCCUGGGCUUGCAUCUCCUGAUUCCCCUGGUGCUUCUUCUCAUGUUUCUACACUCCCUUGUGUGGACACAAUGGAUACCUCGGCCAUGCCUCGAGACCUUCUUGGCUCACCCGAGGCUCCUGUCCAUCUUAAGACCGAGAUGGGUACCCAUCCCAUCGCUAAGGACAUGAUGCAUCCGGCUGAAUAUUGUGUCCCUUCUACCCCUCAGAUGGAUGCUUCGGUUAUGGAUACAAAGUUUCUUGGCCCAGCUGAGUCUUUUUCCCCUUGUGCUCUCAGUUCGUUUGGUCCAUCUUCGACUCUUUCUUCCCACAAUUCAUCUUUUCUUGUUACUUCUCCCCCGACAGACCCCAUGCUUCUCGACUCCAUGGAUUCCCAAGGCUUAUUUUUUCAAGGUCCAGGAAAACAGCAGGGAAAUGGUUCAUCUCCUGCCUCUCCCAUGGCUCCCGCAGGCACUGCAGCCGCUACACGCAUUCAUCAACCCACUAUUCGCACCUCUCCAAGUGUGGCGUCGAGAAUCUCGAUCCCGACUGCGAAGUCCGAACCCAACCUGACAGUGCGGUUCAGCACCACCCAUGAUGAAGACAACGAAAGCGACACGAAAAGAAGUCACCGCGAGAUGAGUGAUGACGAAGGCAUCAUCUACCGCCCCAAUUUGAUCGAAAAUGUCUAUGGCGUUGAAAAACGGAAGAAUCAACCAACGAAGAAAAUCAAAACCGAGCAUGAUGUGGAAGAUAAAUCGAACAUGGCGGGAGCACCGGUCUCGAUCUCUGGAGAUAGCGGGCUUGGGAAGUGGAUGAAAGAGGAGGAUGUGAAAUCAACCCCAAUUUCCACUACACCCAACAUGGUGGAUUUGACAGCAGAUCCUGUGGACAUACCUAAGGACGAUGACGAAGUCCUAUGCACCGGUUCGACAGAUCUCAGCGCCCAGCGUGUCUGCUUCGGCAGAGUUUGUGACGCAAGGAUCAUGGCCCAUACAGUCCCCAGACCAGGUCCCUCUGUUUCCACCGACUGGUCGCACGCUUGGCCGUCUAUUAGAUUAGACCUGCAACGCCAGCCGGUGAAGGGCAAUUUUCAAAUUGACGUCGCGGACCCUCACGGUAAAGUUUUCGGCAAAAUUGACCCCCAAACGGCACAAGGACUGUGUCCGCUCCUGGACUCCGAAACACAUAUUAUCGAAGUCACAGCCUUAUUGGAUAUGCGGAGAGCCUCCUCACUAAAUGAAGAACAAAAUAUUUGGGGUCCCACCUCAGGGGUAUGGCGUGCAUCCCUCAAUAUCUACGGCCAACGAAAGCACGCAGAGGCUGUCGGCAACUUCCUAUCUCACCGCAACAUCUGGCUAGGAACUCCGAAUUCCGUGGACAAAGGAACUACUGUGUUCAAUCCACACGCAGAGAUCCGACGCCAGCUUGCCGCCGCAAGCGCUGCCGCCAACAACUCUGGGCGGUCUCGCCCAGGGUCAACCGUCCGAUAUGAAGCGCGAACUGCUGAAGAAGCCAAUGAUGCAGUCAUGAAGAUGUUCGACCAGCUCGCCAACGCGAACAUUCCGGCGAUGGAGCCGACUCGUCACAUCACCACACCAAUGCUUCAUCACCAAAAGCAAGCCCUUUGGUUCAUGACAGAGAAAGAAAAGCCACGCAAAUUUGGCCGAAAAGAAGAAGACAACAACUCCUUGUGGCGAAUGGAACGUGCACCCAAUGGAAAGACUCAGUACCGUGAGAUCAUCACUGGAAUGAUCUCAGAUCAAAAGCCCGAGGAGGCCCUAGGUGGCUUGUUGGCCGACAUGAUGGGCCUGGGUAAGACGCUGAGUAUUCUUUCGUUAAUCAUGUCAUCGCUUGGGUUAGCUGAAGACUGGGCCGAGAUGGCUCCUGAUCCUGUCCUUGUUCGCCAGACUCCGGGGAUUCGCAACACAAAGACAACACUAUUGGUUGUCCCGUUGAGUGCAGUGAGCAACUGGGUUACACAGAUCAAGGACCAUCUCAAGCCACGCUCCGUCACCUACUACAUCUUUCAUGGUCCAUCGCGCAUCACUGAUUUUCAGGUACUUUCCGAGUUCGAUAUCAUUAUCACGACAUACAGCACCAUUCUCAGCGAGAUCUCGGGGCGUGGCGCCAAAAGUGGAAAACUCAGUCCUUUGACCAAAAUGAACAUGUUCCGGAUUGUUCUUGAUGAAGCUCAUAUCAUCAGAGAACAAAAUGCGGCACAGACCAAGGCGAUCCUCGGGCUCAACUCCGAGCGUCGGUGGUCGGUUACCGGAACCCCAAUCCAAAACCGCAUGGAGGAUCUUCUGUCUGUGACCAAGUUUUUACGCAUUGCUCCUUACGAUCAACGAAGCCAAUUUUCCCAACACGUAUCUAGCCCGGUCAAAAAUGGAGACCCCAAUGUACUUGCCAGGUUGCGAGUUCUGGUGGAUUCAUUCACCUUGCGCAGAGUCAAGGACAAAAUCAAUCUGCCACCCAGGACAGACAAUAUCAUCGAACUAAAAUUCACCGAGAAAGAACAGCAAUUGCAUGACUUCUUCCGUGCCGAAUCAAAUGUGAUGAUGAGUGUCAUUGCUGGUGAGGACAAACGCAAGAUGGGCGGUCGGAUGUAUCACCAUGUUUUGAAGGCCAUGAUGAUUCUCCGCCAAGUCAGUGCACACGGAAAAGAGCUUCUUGACGUCGCAGACCGGGAGAGAGCCAAGGGAUUCUCUGUUAACGACGCAAUUGACUUGGAGGAGAGUGAACCAGACGAAACCCCGGCAGCCAUAGACAGAAAGGGAUGUGAGAUGUUCGCCCUAAUGCAGCAAGCCUCAGUCCCCCGGUGUGGCAAUUGUAAUCGAGAACUCGAUGAGCCCCUGAAUUCAAUGGGAGCUAUCGCCCAUAACUCUCCGAUGGCUAUUGCCCUACCAUGUUCCGAUAUUCUCUGCCCCGGUUGCUUCUCUGGCUGGAAAGAAGCAUGCGUUCCGUAUCCUCCCGACAACCUGGUCCGUUGCCUCAGGUGCGAAGGCUGGAUUCCCUUGAAAUACUCAACCAUCACACCUGCUGGCUUUGAAGAAUACGAGGCUCAAAAGGAAAGUGAGCGGCAAACCCGGAAGCUGGGUAAGAAUUUGGGUGAAUACGAAGGACCGCACACCAAAACCACUGCACUGGUCAACUACCUCAAGGAAAGUGUUGAAGACAGCAAGGGGCUUGAAGGCCAGUCACCUAUCAAGAGUGUUGUGUUCUCUGGAUGGACCUCACACCUGGAUCUCAUUGAGAUCGCCUUGCAAAACAAUGGGCUUGACGGGUAUACCCGACUUGAUGGUACCAUGACCCUUGCAGCACGCACAAAGGCACUCGAGGAAUUUGCCAAAGACGACAAAAUCAAAGUUCUUCUGGCAACCAUUGGUGCCGGUGGUGUGGCCCUGAACCUAACCUCUGCCUCACGUGUUUUUAUCAUGGAGCCCCAGUACAACCCAGCUGCCGUUGCUCAGGCGAUCGACCGUGUUCACCGUCUUGGCCAAACUCGCCCCGUGCAAACCUUCCAAUUCGUCAUGAAGGGCAGCAUUGAGGAGAAGAUAAUGGACCUCGCCAGGAAGAAGCAAGAGAUGGCUGACACGAGCUUGAAUCGCGUCAAGCAGGACAAGCGAGAGACACAGGAGGCUCGCAUGCGCGAAUACCGCAAUCUUUUCAAGUAG
Messenger RNA from Penicillium samsonianum, 3825 nucleotides. RefSeq names its product DEAD/DEAH box helicase. The record is from RefSeq and is a predicted model, not a curated record. The coding region runs from base 1 to 3825 and encodes 1274 amino acids. Gene Ontology annotation, molecular function: ATP-dependent chromatin remodeler activity; ATP binding. The transcript has 2 exons. Lineage: Eukaryota; Fungi; Ascomycota; Eurotiomycetes; Eurotiales; Aspergillaceae.